Musca vetustissima is the source of this 3048-nucleotide messenger RNA. RefSeq lists its product as uncharacterized. Gene Ontology annotation, molecular function: acyltransferase activity, transferring groups other than amino-acyl groups. NCBI's taxonomy places the organism in Eukaryota, Metazoa, Arthropoda, Insecta, Diptera, Muscidae. The record is from RefSeq and is a predicted model, not a curated record. Bases 1 to 3048 code for a protein of 1015 amino acids. The transcript is spliced from 10 exons.
AUGCCUUCAUCCUCCUUGGCCUUAAAAAUGUGGAAAAUCCAACCACUCGCCUUCGUUUUAAAUCUCCUUUUCCUCUACACCCAAAUCUCUAUGGGCGCUUCACAAAAUCUUACCCUCCUCAAUGCGGAACUUGAACAUCAACACAAUCCGAAUAUUACCAUACUGCACGAAGUACACGAAGAAGGCUUUUCGACGAAAAAAGAUAAGCCACCAAAUCCCGAUAUUUUGCCAUUGAAGGUCGGCAAAAAGAAAGCCUAUUUGCCAUUGGAGAAACCUCUCAGUUCUCACGAAAAACCCAGACCCCUAAAAGAGACAGAUUUACAUCCAGUGGUAUUUGAUUUUAAUCUGGGAGAUUUGGAGGAUCUGGAGCAUGAAAAUUUCAAAAAGAAAGAUUUAAGUGCGGAGGAAAAACUUUUGCUCAGAGAUACGGAGGCAGGAAAUUUGCAAGUGGGCUCUACGCUAACCUACAGUGAAGAUGUUAAGAUACCCGAUGCGGAAACACUGCAGGAUGAUUUGUCGGUGCAGGUGGACAUAAUUACCACAACUAGUACGGAAAAGCCCACAACAAAUUUGGAGAUGACUUCGACGCCCUCCACCACCCUAGAAUAUAGUUCAACAACUGUCAGUCCCCAUAUUUUGAAACUUUUCAAAAUGAAAUCGAACAAAAAGGGAAGAGAACUAUUGAAGCAUGAUGAUCUCCAGCCCAAGGGUCAGCUGAAUAAUCACAAUAGCCUGAAUCACUAUUUGACCCCGGUGGAUACGAGUGGUGGGAAUAAUCAGUCUGCCGAAAGCCUACAAUUGGCAAAUGUUUUUCAGAUCAUGACAAAUCUCUAUGACCAUUUCUAUUGGCAGACAUCGGAUAUAAGGAAUAAGGUGUCGACGGGAUGUGGUCUGGAAAUGCAGGCCUAUUUGACGGCGUUGCAUGGCAAUUAUCGAUGGGCGCAGUCGGCCUAUGAUGCCUCUGCCCGUUAUCGAGGUCAACUAUUGUUUGGUAAUGACAAAUGGUUGGGUCAACGGCAAUUCUGCUAUGAACUCAAUCGCCAAUUGGAUCCGGAGAAACGUAAACAUUUCGAAUUUGAAUUCUAUGUGGCCCUGAUUGCCUUCAAAUUGCAAUUGCCGGACAAAUUUAUGGCAAAUUUACAGAUCGGAGAAUGUUUACCGAAAUCGUGUACGGCUCAGGAUGUACAACAUCUGAUGGAGCUGGAUCCACAUGCCAAUAUGCUGAGCUCAAUCAACAAUACACAAAUGACGGUGGUGAAAAUUUUGAGAGUGAGGACCGUGCCUGGGUUGUAUAGCUAUUGGCGGGAAUUGAAAUUUCAAAUAUUUGCGAGCUUCCUCUUAACCCUAAUUGUCCUGAUUGUAGCCGCCACUUGGUAUCAAUCCCAUUUGAAUGAACAGCGCCUGCAGCAUCCCAAUAUCUCCGUGAUAAGUGGCACCAAGGUAGAUCAUGCCAAUAUGCAGCAAAUCUCCGCCACGGAAAAUGGCAAAUCUUUUGAACUAUAUCAAAUGUCCACACUAAAUGAUAACAAUAACUGUAGCUCCGCAGAAUCUCCAACACCUGGGGAUAUAAAUGGCAAAAAAUCCCCAUAUCGGAAUGGACAACAUGAUUUCGAUAUCAAUUCGAAUAGGAAUGGUGAUGCGGAAAACAAUAAUAAUAAUACGAAUAACAAUGGCACACAUACCCCGCAACAUGAUACCGAAUAUCGUAUAGAGACGACCAGCAAUGCUGGGGCGACAGAGACCUAUGAGGCCAAACAGCAGUUGGGUUUCCAUGAACAAGUUUUAUUGUGUUUUGCCUUUCAAACGAAUGCCACCAGCAUUCUGAAUGUGGACGAGGCCAAAGAGUCCCAAACAUCCUGUGUACAUGGCUUGCGCGUCAUAUCCGUACUCUGGACAAUAAUGGUACAUACAUAUCUGCAAAUAUUCAAUAUUGGAGAAAAUCGGUUCACCCGCAUCAUAACCGAACGCACCAUAUGGUAUCAAUUUGUUGGUAAUGCCACAUUUUCCGUUGAUACAUUCUUCUUCAUUAGUGGAUUUUUGGUGACCCUGCUGUAUUUGAAACAGGAGCGAAAGGUAGCCGAUCGCACUUCGCAAUUUAUGAAGAAGGGGUUUGUGGACACAUCAAUUGUGAUUAUUUACCGAUAUAUACGUCUGACGCCCACAUAUUUAUUUGUGAUAUUUUUCAAUGAUUUUGCAACGAGGCAAACAUUUGAUAACUCGGUGUUCCAGCCAACCGUGCCGCCCAACACUUGUGGCAAAUAUUGGUGGCGCAACAUUCUGUUUAUCAACAAUUUCUAUCCGCUGAGUGAGAUCUGCAUGAUUUGGAGUUGGUAUAUGGCAAAUGAUAUGCAAUUUUUUAUUAUGGCCUCCAUUUUGCUGAUGUUUUCGACAAGAUAUUCCAAGGCCGUUAUAUUAACACUGGCCACAUUUUUGGCCUCAUCUUGGGGAGUGUCGGGUGUAAUCUCCCUACGCCACCACUAUACCCACAAGGUAUCCAAUCCCUUUGAAUCCUUUGACUUUUUGUAUGAUAAACCCUGGCAACGGGUUGGUCCUUAUAUUAUGGGUAUGCUAACCGGUUAUAUUAUGAGCAAAGUGCGUACAGCACCCAAAGUUUCGGGACGCCUGAAUGCCUUGUUAUGGUCGGUGAGUUUGGGUUUAUUAAUACUCAUAAUUUGUGGUGUUUGGCAGGGUGAACUUGACGAAGUCUCGACGGCUUUUUAUGUUAGCAUUGCCCAUACAGGUUUUGGUGCCGCUCUCAUCUGGAUUGUCUUAUCCUGCUGUUGGAAUUUAUCACCCACCAUGAAUCGCAUACUCUCCUACCGCUGCCUUUGGCCAUUGUCCCGCCUCACCUAUUGUGCCUAUUUGAUACAUCCCGUUAUAAUGCUAAUUACCGGCUAUCAAAUGGAUGGUACCAUACAUUUAAAUCCCUAUUUUAUUACCGUCAUCUUUUUUGGUAAUGCUGUUGUCUCUUUUAUUGCCGCGUUCUUUAUAUCGGUGGCCUUUGAGGCACCGGUAAUACGUCUGCUGAAAAUAGUAUUUCAUAAAUAA